This is a messenger RNA of Phacochoerus africanus (Common warthog), 4115 nucleotides long. It is a transcript of the gene MSANTD7, whose product is annotated as Myb/SANT DNA binding domain containing 7. Bases 307 to 1392 code for a protein of 361 amino acids. NCBI's taxonomy places the organism in Eukaryota, Metazoa, Chordata, Mammalia, Artiodactyla, Suidae. The record is from RefSeq and is a predicted model, not a curated record. The transcript is spliced from 3 exons.
UUAUCUUUUUGUUUUGAGAUAACAGUUGAUUUACAUACUGUUGCAAGAAAUAAUACAGAGAGGUGGGAUGUAUUACUGGAAUUACCAUUUUCUCCCAGUAGUAACAUCUCGCAAAACUACACUGCAGUGUCACCACCAAGCCAGAAAUGCGGUCCUCAGACCUGGCUUCUCAGCAAUUAGCCCUGAGAGGGAAGAAUCGGCUGGCUCCUGGAGAUAGACCGGAGCACACAGAGCUUGCCCACACCUUCCGAUCAGUACCUUGCUGCCCAGGAGCCUCUUCCAGCCAGCCUUCCUUCCCAGUCCGCUAUGGCCACUUCCAAUAGCAGUGCGGGCAUCCGGUGGUCCAGACAGGAGACUCGGACCCUUCUCUCCAUACUAGGCGAGGCUGAGUACAUUCAGCGCCUCCAGACCGUGCAUCACAAUGCCGACGUCUAUCAGGCCGUGUCUAAGCGCAUGCAGCAGGAAGGCUUCCGCCGAACCGAGCGUCAGUGCCGCUCCAAGUUUAAAGUCCUGAAGGCAUUAUAUUUAAAGGCCUAUGUGGCCCAGGCCACAAGUAUGGGUGAUCCACCACACUGUCCAUUUUAUGACACACUGGAUCAGCUUCUCCGAAAUCAGGUGGUGACUGACCCAGACAACUUAAUGGAGGAUGCUGCUUGGGCCAAGCACUGUGAUCAGAAUUUAACAGCCUCCGACACCCCAGGGGAAGAGAGAACCAGCAUCCUGGGACCAAAAAGAACUCAGGCGGCAGAUCAUCAGCCUCUCUUGAAAACAGUUAAGGAAUCAGAUGGGAAUUGUCAACUGAGAAUCAGCGACCAGGUGCAAGAAAGCAGUGACCUUGAGGACUCCUGGGAUGAAUCCUCGGGUGCAGGGUGCUCUCAAGGGACCCCCAGCUACAGCAGCUCCCACCACCUUUUCAGAGGUGCAGUUGCUCCCUGUCAGAGCAGCCCCAUGACCAGACAGGGUGUGUCUGGGGAGCCCAGCCCCUGCACCAGCACCGGCCGAAACACUCCCGGGGUGGCCUCUGCACAGCAGCCUCCAGGCUCCUCCUCCAGAGUUCCUUUUGUUUCCGGGGGGGACAGGCCCUUGACCAGUGAGCCCCCUCCCAGGUGGGCGAGGCGAAGACGGCGGUCAGUGGCCAGGACUAUUGCAGCCGAGUUGGCAGAAAAUAGGAGAUUGGCCCGAGAACUUUCAAAGCGGGAGGAAGAGAAACUGGACAGGCUGAUUGCCAUUGGCGAGGAGGCCAGCGCUCAGCAGGACACGGCCAACGAACUCCGCAGGGACGCCGUGCUCGCGGUCAGACGCCUGGCCACCGCCGUGGAAGAGGCCACCGGUGCUUUCCAGCUAGGGCUUGAAAAGUUGCUUCAGAGGUUAAUUUCAAAUACCAAAAGUUAGGAAGACUUCACACAAGGGUGUGUUUCCUACACUGGCAGAGCCCAGGGCCAGCACCUGCCUUCUGGUACCCGGGCUCCUUGUCCGUGUCCUCAGAAAAAAAGAGUGGAUGGACUAUUACUGUGCCGAGUGGUGGGAAUACACGUACCAGUUGCUUCUCCCACAUAUUUCCACGGGCUGAAAGACCUUUCAGAAAUGUGAGAGGAGGCCUAGGAGAAACCGGAUGGAGCCAAGUCCAGAGAGCUCGUUAGCCCUGGCUUCUCAUUAUCGUGAGAUAGUUUAGUUUACCUCCUACACCAGUUUCCUCAGCUGUUCAUAGGAGACAACCUGCCUACCUCACAGGGUUGUUGUGAGGACCAAGUGGUUAAUAGAUGUGAAAGGUUAAAAGUUUAAAAGCACUAAACACUUGUAAGUUAUUAACGCAUAUGACCUUGGCCCAGGUAAGGCCAGGGUGAGGCACAGUAGUUGACAAGAUGUAGAUUUAGGGUGUAGACCAUGACCUCAUUGCUUGAAUCUUUACUAGUUUAACUUGACUGCUUCCUGGAGUUUAGAGAGUUUCUUUAAAUUCCUCUAUAGUUAUUAGGCUAAUAUAGAUACAACCUGCAUUGGAACCUUUAUCUCCUAUAUUUUCAUGGCUGUGUCGGUGACCUGCCCACCAGUAAGCACUUGGUAGUCAAACCAUCUUUCCCUCCAGUUUACUAGUUCUUAAGUUUCUUACCACCAUAAGGAUAUAAUUCAGAACUGACAGGGAGCCACAGUCAGGCAUUACGGUUCACAUUGAUGAUCUUUGGUAUAAUGAGAAAGUAAUUGUCUUAUAAAAUACUGCAUGUAAGUAAAUGCAUCCCAUAUUAUUUGGCUUUCUUUAUACACAUAUAUCUUUUAAGUUUGGUUUGCCAUUUGGACAUCAUGGAAAACAAUUCGGAUGGCAUCACUUUCCCAAAUGCUUUUAGCUAAUUUUGUUCUUCUGUUAGCCUUUUUCUGUCUCGUAUGUCACAGGAAGGCAAGCCCUAGAAAACUUUUCUUCUAGGGGACUUUCCAAAGUCACUUUUUUUCUCAAGAGGUAGACAGACGUUCACCUUGUCAAUGGCGUAUGGUGGAAGGAAACAGCCUUGGGAACAAUUGCGGGUGGUGUGGAUAAGGACUGCCUGCAAUAGAUAACUCCUUUUAAGCACAGACCCUCAACAAAUACAUCCCCUUUUCCCUCCAAGACACACACACUUCCUAGAGGAGCUAAGAGGGUGUGGAGCCAUGCUUCCCACUGACAUGGAAGGGGAGCCGUCACUGGCCAUCAUUAACCUAAUUUAAGGCUCUCAGUGGUUAUUGAGUACUUUCAGGAAAUACAAAAAGGAGUCUUGGAGUUUGAAAAGUUUUCCUCUGAUCUAGGGGCUGAAAAAAAGGUGCAGCAUGUUGAAAGAAGUUUUGUUUUACAUUUUUCAGAGUUAGUUGCUUCCCUAAAUGUUAGAAAUGUAUCUGGGUGGAGAAACAGUCCCAAGCACAGUGGGCACAUAAGCCAAAACCAGGACUAGAUGGCGGGCAUGCCGCUCUGGUGAAUGGGUGAUGAUGGAGGUAGCAGCUGGGUGAGGUAGGAUACGCCAGAAUCCAGUUAGAACUCCUGGGUUCUGAUGCUCUCACAGGUUGUUACACCGAGCAAAUCGCUUGCCCUUUUUGUGCCUCAGUUUCUUUUUUUCUAGAAUGAGAGGUUUGUACUUGAUGAAUUUCUCAUACCUCCCAGUUCAAAAACAUUAAAUGAAUAGCAUGACAAAAGGCCAAGUGAAAUUUGGUUGCAAUAUUUUCAGUCACAGCAGCCUAUUAAUAUAUGUUUGAAAUACUGAUAACAAUUGUAUUUUAAGGAUGCAUUUUCUGGUAUUAAUAUUUAUGAAUGUACUUAAGAACUUCUAAAGCACCACACCAGACAUAGGCUCCUUGCCAUAAAGGAGCAUAUAUGUAAGGCUUUGAAAUAGAGAUAUAUAGGGGUUCCCCCCCCCCCCCGUUUCAGGCCCUUACAUGGAGGGAUACAAGUCUGUUAUAACUGGAUAACACUACUGUAGAUAGCUAGACUUUCCGGAAAAACAGGAAAGUACUUGAAAGAGUUUGGCCUGCACCGUAUUAAUCUAUUAAUGGUAGCAAAGUCUACAGGCAAGAAUUUAUUUGAGAUAAGACAGAAGUCGAGGUGAACUUUGGAGGUCGCAGUGUGGGAACCUAGUGGGUGGAGUACCUUUAAGGUGGGAAUAAAACUAGAGGGGAAGAUACUAAAGAAGUAGAAAAACAGGUGAAAUCUCAUUCAAAGGAGGGGAGUUGUAAUCAGGGGAGGCUGUAGGAAAACAGGCCCAGAAAUCUUGCCUGAGCUCCAGGCUCAACCGGGACUCCCUGUCCUUCGAAGGCAGGUCACCUCACCAUUCUGAACCUCAGGCCCCUCACCUAUGAAGUGGGAGGCUGGCCUGCCUACCUCACAUGGGUGGUGUGAAGAUCCAGGGACAAGAUGACUGUGAAAACACUCUCAGACAUGGUGGGCGCUGCACUGUGACUGGGGGGAGGCAGCCCUGUAGCUGCGGUCACAUUGCAGGAAGGAGGAGGGGAGUGGCCUUGCUGUGAAGCUUGUGAUAAACACUCUGCCUCCUGAAGCCCAUGACAUGGAUGGUGCUGUGUAUGCCAACCUCCCACCACCCUCUGUCUCUGUGAAGUCACUUAAUCCUGGUGUGGACAAAUAAAGUUUUUAUUUGUACAUA